This is a messenger RNA of Amoebophrya sp. A120, 2311 nucleotides long. The record is from the annotation of a GenBank genome assembly. NCBI's taxonomy places the organism in Eukaryota, Dinophyceae, Syndiniales, Amoebophryaceae.
GUUAUCAUCAUGCUGCGAGCGCUGCUAUAGUUAUUCUGCGGCAUCAAAGCAGCGCGUUUUUUGAAUAAGGGACAAGGCUCCGAGCGGCACGUCCGCGCCGAAACGUUUCAGCAAGAAUGGCGACCGAGGCUCAAAUCAAGUUGAAGGACCACAUAAGUCACAUCCCGAAGGUUGUAACACAGCACGGGAUAUUCCUUUCAACGAAAGAUGCGCCUGUUAUCGCCGCAAAACCCGGGCAAGGUCUCUACGACAGGGAUGGCUUUUACACGACAGAAGUCAAGCUCUCAGAGUAUUUCUCGUCUUUCACGGAUGCAUCAAUCAAGCGCUUUUAACUUGUUCACUUCGCAAUGCUUGAAAAUGCUUUCCGUGAUGGCAUAGUUCAUGUCCAUGUGGCCAGGAAAAUACUUGAAACAAAUCACAUGCAGGAAGAACUUCAUCCAGCACCAACUAAAGGACGGGAAUGAGUAUGACAUCCAGUAUAACAAGACCGUCAAGUCAAAGGACUACACCAACCCACAGAAGCCGCUUAUUCCAGCAGCUUUGCUAGUACUUACUUACUUUAACUUUUACAAUUUUAUCGCUCGCCUCGAGAAGCGCAAGCGGAAUUGUAUCUUUAUGUUGGCAGCUGCUUUUAUUUUGUCUUCCACCUCGUAAGUAUGUUCUUAUUUACCCUGCAGGUGCACCAAAAGAAACCCGGAGAGGAGGAGGAGAAGCCAAAAGGUCCGACCUUCGAAGCAAACUGGGAACAGAAACUCAGCUCUACGCUGAGCAAGGUACGAAUUUUCUUGUGGUUUUAACGAGCUAGGUCAAAAGCGAUCACCGUUUUCUCUUUAUUUCACGUCCUGUCCUUCUCCUUGGGACGCUCAACUUUGAUGCUAUUGGAAAAGCGCACUCCACUGCGGCCCUCAUGUCGUGUGCUGUCAUCAAAUAUAUCUCCAAAAUAAAAUCGAUGAAUGAUGUCGCUUUUCGACGGGACACACACUCCACCUCCAGGCGCCAACAGAAGCAACGGCAGGACUGUCAGGGGGAGCGAGUGGUCCAUCACGAACAGGAGCUGCAAUAUGGUCGUCGACUUACAGGGAGACAACCAACAAGGACGGCUAUGCGGUAUCACUUUUCCUGAAUGUCGGCUGUGUGCAUUACGUGCUGUUUUUGAGUGCUAGCGCUUACAGAUAGAUUACUGGACAAGCGCAUGAGAAACUGAAAUGAUGUAUUCAAUUUCAAACGAUAACGAAAACAGUGCCCGGCAGAGUGCAAGAAUUACGUGCGCCUCCGAGGACCAAAAUUUCAAGUAGCGCACCCACCAACGUGCCUCGCCGAAGAGCCCUACACCAGUUCCUAUGCCGCAGAUUAUGGGUACUCAAUAUUCUUGUAUUAUUCAUCUCGUGAUUGGUUUUCUCUGGUUAUUUCAGCAAGAGCAAAUUGCGUUUCAGAACUAGAAAAAAAGGCGCCAAGGUCGACAAUGACAAAACGAAAACAGUGCGGCAGGAAGUAUCCCAACGGAGAAGCUUGUAAUUCCGUCCUACAACUACGAUGGCCGAAUCGCACCGAAGGAAGAUGGCCACACUCGAGUAAUAGACGAGCGCGCCGUGUUGGAGAAGACACUCAUGGCAAAAGUCGGAGACGUAGCAAAAGAAGGCCGUGUGGGAGACGAGCCAGGUAACCGGAUAUUUUUGUCGGACAUUGAUCACGGUGCGGAGAAGCUGGCAUUUCUUGUAUUUUUUUAGUAAGUAAGAAUAAGAUUUGCGUCGUUCUUCUCGUUUCCAUUGUUUUGCACCAGUAUCUGAAAAAUCCCAAGUGGAUGCAAUGAAUUUUUCACAGAUCUUCCGAAGGAGUCGAUCAACAAGUUUGUGACCCUGAAGACUGAGUUGACGCGCGGCACAACGCGAGGAACAUUCCACAUUCCGGGUUACCAAGGUACCAUGCAUAUUCAGGUUUUCACGGUUGCUUUGCAUUUUGAUUUUGGAUCUGCAUCAAGGACACCGAACCGACGAAGCAUACGUCAUUGAUCGGGAUCUUGCAUUGAUUAGAAAUGCAACUGCAUGAUAAAAAAGCAAGUGAACAACCAACAGGUUACCUUCCGAUGAACACGGCCAAUUCGCACUGCGCGAAGAUCGAGUGCGGAAUCAACGAGCGCGAAAAAUGGUACAACCUCGCUGAACAGUACCAUCUGAAUAUCCCCGGCUACACUGGCCACCUGCCGCUUUCCUCCAUUAAUGACAAGGGCUCCCGGCAAGUGGCGUCGAUGACCACCUACAACCGCGAUUACGCGCGGAGUGCCGGUAUCCAGUUGCAGAGCGAAAAGAAGUGA